Molecule: messenger RNA, 2842 nt
Organism: Boleophthalmus pectinirostris (great blue-spotted mudskipper)
Lineage: Eukaryota; Metazoa; Chordata; Actinopteri; Gobiiformes; Gobiidae
Product: cadherin-4-like
Biological process (GO): cell morphogenesis; adherens junction organization; homophilic cell-cell adhesion
Cellular component (GO): catenin complex; plasma membrane; adherens junction
Molecular function (GO): cadherin binding; calcium ion binding
Source: RefSeq, a predicted model, not a curated record
GUUGCGAAGAUGAACGUUGGCUGCGUCAUCCUGGCUUGCACCUUACUUGCGGGCUCAUCCUCGGGGAGUAAGGCAGGCCAGCCCCUCAAAGCACCAUGUCGACCAGGAUUCUCCCAGAACUUCUACACCGUCAUCGUCCCUCGAGACGUGCUGCAUGGACAGCGCAUUCUCAAAGAUACGGCCCUGUCCAGCCAGCAGGUGAGGUUCGACGAUUGUCAGCGCAGUCGAGAGGUGGGCUUUGUCAGCAGUGACCCCAGCUUCAGCGUGCGCUCAGACGGGAGUGUGUACACCGAGCAGGAGGUGGCCAACCUGUCCGAACCCGUCCAGUUUAUGGUGACUGCAAGAGGAAUGCACGAUCCACACAUCUGGGAGGCAACAGUCAAGCUGGCACUGGCCGGACACCCACACACUCUGCCCCUGAGCAAGGUAAAGCGAGGUAGCGGGCAACAUCAACACAUGCAUGUGCUAACACCCAGAGUGAUCCGGUUCCCACGGAAACAUCAGAGGAGCUUGGUGGCCAAUGGGCUACGGCGACAGAAGAGAGACUGGGUCAUCCCACCAAUCAAUGUGCCUGAAAACUCCCGUGGACCCUUCCCUCACAUGCUCGUCAGGAUUCGAUCCGACCAGGACAAAGACGUGGGGAUCCGCUACAGCAUCACAGGAGCAGGCGCUGACCAGCCUCCAAGUGGAAUCUACAACAUUGAUCCUAUUAGCGGGAACAUGUUUGUCACACAGCCCUUAGACCGAGAAGAAAGAGCAUCCUUCCAUCUGCGAGCCCAUGCAGUGGACAUGAAUGGAAACCAGGUGGAAAACCCCAUAGACCUGUACAUCUAUGUCAUUGACAUGAACGACAACCGGCCUGAGUUUCAGAACCAGGUCUACAACGGAUCUGUGGCCGAGGUCUCCAAACCAGGCUCCUCUGUGAUGCAGGUCACAGCCACUGAUGCUGACGACUCCACCACAGCCAACGGCAUGGUCCGCUACCGCAUCCUGUCCCAGAGCCCCCACAGCCCCAUCCCAAACAUGUUCACCAUCAACAGUGAGACGGGAGACAUUGUCACAGUCGCAGCCGGCCUGGACAGAGAGAAAGUUUCCCAGUACACCAUCAUCGUCCAGGCCACAGACAUGGAGGGGAACUUGAACUUUGGUUUGUCAAACACAGCGACAGCUCUCAUCUCUAUCACAGACAUCAAUGAUAACCCCCCAGAGCUAACCGCCAGAACUUUUUCAGGGGAAGUGCCGGAGAACAGGGUGAAUGUGGUAGUGACAAACCUGACUGUGCUGGAUCGGGAUCAGCCCCACAGCCCAAACUGGAACGCUGUUUAUCGCAUCGUCAGUGGAGACCCAACCGGGCACUUCACCAUCCGCACCAACCCUGUCACCAACGAGGGCAUGCUCACUGUGGUAAAACCAGUGGACUUUGAGCUGAACCGUAACUUCGUGCUGACAGUGGUAGUGUCCAACCAGGCCCAUCUGGCCACUGGUAUCCAGUCUUCACUGCAAUCCACUGCAGGAGUGACCAUCUCAGUGCAGGACGUGAAUGAGCCUCCUGUGUUCCCCGUCAACCCCAAGAUGAUUCGCUUUGAGGAGGGCGUACCAGCUGGGACCACCCUCACCGUGUUCUCUGCACAGGACCCAGACCACUUUGUCCACCAGGUUGUCAGGUACUCCAAACUGUCCGAUCCUGCUAACUGGCUAAGAAUCAAUCGCACCAAUGGUCAGAUCACCACUAUGGCCAUGCUGGACCGCGAGUCUGUGCAUGUGAAGAACAACGUGUACGAAGCUACAUUUUUGGCGUUCGACAAUGGUUCUCCUCAGGCCAGUGGCACAGGAACCCUUCAGAUCUACCUGAUAGAUGUUAAUGACAACCCUCCCGUGCUGCUCCCACCAGAGGCACAGAUCUGUGAGCACGGCCGGCCUAACUCCAGGAUCAACAUUACGGCCUCGGAUGCAGACGCAGACCCCAAUGUGGGACCUUUUGUGUUCGAACUGCCCACUUUCCCCGCCAUUGUGCGCCGCAACUGGACCAUCUCCAGACUCAGUGGGGACUAUGCUCAGUUGAAGCUGAAGAUCCCAUACCUGGAGGCUGGUGUCUAUGAGAUUCCUGUAAUCGUGUCGGACUCGGGGAACCCUCCUCUGUCCAACCGCUCCAUGCUCCGGAUCAAAGUGUGUCCAUGUGACGACAGUGGUGACUGCAGUGCCACUGGAGCUGUGGCAGCAGCAGGGCUCGGUACAGGAGCCAUCAUCGCCAUCCUCAUCUGCAUCAUCAUCCUGCUCAGCAUGGUGCUGCUGUUUGUGGUCUGGAUGAAGCGCAGGGAGAAGGAGCGACAGGCCAAGCCUCUGCUCAUUGAUCCUGAGGAUGACGUUCGAGACAACAUCCUGAAAUAUGAUGAAGAGGGGGGAGGGGAGGAAGACCAGGACUAUGACCUGAGCCAGCUGCAGCAGCCUGAGUCACUGGAGCACAUCAUGAAUAAACGCGGGGUGCGGCGCGUGGACGAGAGGCCGGUGAUCACAGCCGAGUCCCAGUACCCUGUGCGCCCCAGCCUGCCCCACCCUGGAGACAUUGGGGACUUUAUUAACGAUGGUUUGCGGGCGGCGGACAAUGACCCCACGGCUCCGCCCUACGACUCUCUGCUUGUGUUCGACUACGAGGGCAGCGGCUCUACGGCAGGCUCGGUCAGCUCUCUCAACUCCAGCAGCUCAGGUGACCAGGACUACGACUACCUCAAUGACUGGGGCCCCCGCUUCAAGAAGCUGGCAGAUCUGUACGGAGGAGGGCAGGAGGACUGAGAGCAGUGCUGGGACAGGCUGAGGAGGGGCAGCCAAGGACUACACUUCACUU